AUGGAAAAACGUAUGAGCACAACGAGGUUAUAUCCUAGGUCAGAUUCAGCCAUCGACAUAAAAGCGCGAAAACGUGUUGCAGAACUUUAUAAAUUAACUGAUGAAAUAACCAAUGCUUCUAAUGAAAUAAAUGGAAUAUAUGCCAAUAAAAUCUAUCGAAAAUAUAGACGGUUAUUAGCAG
Rotaria sordida is the source of this 181-nucleotide messenger RNA. The record is from the annotation of a GenBank genome assembly. NCBI's taxonomy places the organism in Eukaryota, Metazoa, Rotifera, Eurotatoria, Philodinida, Philodinidae.